UGUGUAUUAUGCGCUGCGCCCAGGAAGAAUGCCAUUACCCAGGCACAGACAAAUGGCACAAACAAGCUUUGCUGCUAUGUGUACAAGACCCAGGCACUAUCCAAGAUGCUGGAAGAGAAUUUUAUCAACCCUUUGUUGCUGACAGGGCUCUUGCUUCAUGUUACUUCCGAAGACCAUUUGCUGCUGGAUUUGCAGGUACAGUGUGAGACUGAACAUCCGGCCACCCACAGAAUGGAAAUUAAUAUAGUACUGGUGUGAAGGAGAAUGCAAACAAUACAAUAAAUGGAACCAGUGGAGAAAACUGGAUGAAAGAAAAGUGUGAAGGCAGCACCUGGAAAGCAGCAGUGCAGCUUUUAACUGCAAAGAGCUGCAUGGAAGGCCCCUGGAAUAGUUUCUCUUCCAGGCUGCUAUCACAGAUUUGCCACCAAGAAGGUAUCAGAAGUGAUUGAAGAACUUGACAGGAAUGCGAGAAGUGCCAUCAGCACAUGGAAUGUGGAACCCCAAACUUCUUCUUAUGUAUUUGGCUCCUUUGUUCACAAGUGUUAAUGAGAGCCUAAAGGUCCAACGCUGACCAGGUGUGCGAUUAGCAGCAAUGUCGGGACAUACAGCAUUAGUCCCAGAGCAGAACAGCAACCAGGAAAACAAAACUUCAAAUAUGCGAGUCUCAGAAAAAAAGUGCUCAUGGGCUUCCUAUAUGACCAACUCCCCUACUUUGAUUGUAAUGAUUGGCCUUCCUGCCCGGGGCAAGACUUAUAUGUCCAAGAAGUUAACACGCUACCUCAACUGGAUUGGUGUGCCUACAAAAGUGUUUAAUCUAGGAGUAUAUCGUCGUGAAGCAGUGCAGUCGUACAAGUCCUAUGAUUUUUUCAGGCAUGAUAACACAGAAGCCAUGAAGAUUCGGAAACAGUGUGCCUUGGUGGCUCUGGAAGAUGUGAAAGCUUAUGUCACAGAGGAUGGCGGGCAGAUAGCUGUAUUCGAUGCAACCAACACGACUCGAGAGAGGAGGGACUUGAUCUUAAAUUUUGCUAAGGAGAAUGCUUAUAAGGUGUUUUUUGUGGAGUCUGUCUGUGAUGAUCCAGAAGUCAUUGCUGCCAAUAUCCUGGAAGUGAAGGUCUCCAGCCCUGACUACCCAGAGAGAAAUCGAGAGUGUGUGAUGGAUGAUUUCCUGAAGAGGAUAGAGUGCUAUAAAGUCACAUAUCAGCCCCUUGAUCCAGAUAGUUAUGACCAAGAUCUUUCCUUCAUUAAAGUGAUCAAUGUGGGACAGCGGUUCCUGGUAAACCGUGUCCGGGAUUACAUCCAGAGUAAAAUCGUCUAUUACCUAAUGAACAUUCAUGUCCAGCCGCGCACCAUCUACCUUUGCCGGCAUGGCGAGAGUGAGUUUAACCUUGUUGGCAAGAUCGGUGGGGAUUCUGGCCUGUCACCACGUGGGAAGCAGUUCGCUCAAGCCCUUAAAAAAUUCAUUGCUGAGCAGGAGAUUGUGGAUUUGAAGGUUUGGACGAGCCAGCUGAAGAGAACCAUCCAGACAGCUGAGUUCUUAGGGGUCCCCUAUGAGCAGUGGAAGAUUCUGAAUGAGCUCGAUGCUGGAGUGUGUGAAGAGAUGACAUAUGAAGAGAUUGAAACUCAGUACCCAGAUGAGUUUGCUCUGAGGGAUCAAGAGAAAUAUCUUUAUCGUUAUCCUGGAGGAGAAUCGUACCAAGACUUGGUCCAGCGUUUGGAGGCUGUGAUUAUGGAGCUGGAGCGUCAGGGCAAUGUUCUGGUUAUUGCUCACCAGGCUGUUAUGCGGUGCCUGUUGGCCUACUUCCUUGACAAGAGCGCAGACGAGUUGCCAUAUCUGAAGUGCCCCCUUCACACCAUAUUCAAGCUCACACCAGUUGCUUAUGGGUGUAAAGUGGAAACGAUCACCUUGAAUGUUGAAGCAGUGAAUACCCAUCGAGACAAGCCUUCUGGGAGUACUAACAACCUUCCAAAGAGCCAAACCCCUGUAAGGAUGAGAAGAAACAGCUUUACGCCUCUGGCCAGUUCGGACACAAUAAAGCGCACACGAAAUUACAGUGUUGGGAGCAGGCCUCUCAACCCAGUGGGGUCUCCGCUAUUCCCAGAGACUCGAGAUGGGGCUGAUCAGCAGAAGCUACAAUUUCAAAUGGGAAGUGCUUGCUUGGAGUCAGCAAACAACAUCACUUGUGAGUCCUUGGUUUCUGUCUCAGCCACCAAGUGAGGCUGUCGAGUGAGAGGAAUUUAGUGUCACACUGUACAGAAUGGCCAGGAUAUUACCCAUGCUUCCCUUUGUGCCUGUGUUGCUCAGAUCCAACCUUGCUGACCACGAGGCCCUUUCUUGUCCCUUCUUUAAAUGCCUGAGUGAAUGUCACUGCAAAUGUUAGUACAAAUAUCUCUUCAUGUGCUUGAUGUUUCAGUUUAUGCCUUGCCUGUGAAAUUGACUUCUAUAACUUUGACGUUGCAUUUUAUUUAUCUUAUUUGUGAAACUGAUUGUGCAAUGUGAGAUUUGUUUUUAUUUAAUUUAGUUGUGGUUCUUAGUAGGUGUCUCUUUGGGUUUUGUACGUGUGUGUUUAAUGUUAUCACAGCAUUUUUGCUUUCUCCUCAGGGGAGUGAUAUCAUUUUCUCCUAUGCAUUUGUUGUAACUCUGUUUAAAUGCCCAGUUGCAACCAUUUGGCAUGAAAUCUCUUUCUCUUUCCAGUGAUUUUUGACUGUGCUUGAAACGCACUUCUAUACUCAACAAUGUUACUGUUGCUAUAUUGAAUAAGUGACUUUGCUUUAAAGGAAUAUUCUCAAAGAAGCUGAAAAAUGUUUGCAUUAGAACAAGGCCUUCAGAAAACUGUCUCUCCUUGGUGACCACCUUGGCAGCCAGAGGAAUGUUUUAGAAUUGGGUUCUGGGAGUCAAAAGUUAUGGGUUCCAUUCCAUUGGUUCCAUAUUGACUAAUUUUAUGGCAUAGACCAAGUCACUUAAUCUCCCUGUACUUUGGUUUCCCAUCUGGGGAUAGUACCCAUGUUUAUAAAGCACUUUGAGAUCAUCUGAUGAAAGGUGCUGUGUAAAUGCCAAAUAUCAUUGUCGUGGACUUGAGGGGAGCUCAUUUUAACUAUCGAUUUUAAAUUAGAAAACUGAUCUUGAAACAGCUUUUUAAAAACUCUGGUUUCCAAGCUUUCCAAUGGGGAUCGUCUCAAUCUGGUGUUGCAUGUCAAACAGUCAAGAUGACCGUGAUGGUCAGUUAUUCUUUUUUUAACUUUGUUAAAACACGUCAGGUUUUUUUUUUCAUUUCAUGGAUCCAGUGGCCAGGAACUACCCCAUGCAGCGGGAAGGGCAGACUACGCUCUUCCAGACUAUUCCUCUUGGGUAUUCAGUCAUUACAUGGACCUAAUGCAUUUCCUCCCACACACCCAAGACAGAAUUUAACCCUAUAGAAAUUUGUUUGCAAUUCAUCAGAGUUCCAAAAACCUCUUGAUACUGACAACAUUAUGCUCUGAGGAACAGAUAUUCUGUGGCCUUCUCCAUUUUAUAGGCAAUGCACUUGUCUUUCAGUUUCGCUGGUAGAAAAAAAAAUGGGAGGGAGAAAUGCAUUUUUUCCCUGUGACACUGAAGUUAAAUGCCUUAUCCUAUAUGACAGCUUCAUUUUAGAGCUAUAUUGAAACUGCUUUUUUUAAUUGUCAUUUGCUGAGCUGCCUUAACUUACAGUUUCCACUUACGAAUCGUAUGCCAAUUCUGUCUUUAUGUAGAACUAUGUUCUGCAGAUGGAAAGGAAAAUGGUUGCUGGUUCAAUUGUUUUCCAGACAUCUAACAGACACAGUAAGAAUGGAAAAUUAGGGUUUCAUAAAAGAGACUCCAUUCAUAUUUCAUUCUCAAAGAUAGUACCAAAAAAAGGAACGCUACAGCCAGACGUGGGUCUUGCUGUUUUCAGGUGUCACUUAAACACCUCUUUCAAGCGGGGAGGGCUGUACUUUGUGUUGAAUCAAGACAAGCACAACUUCCGUUCAGAAUUGAACAACUUCGAUUGAAUGUCUACAGACAUUGUGAACAUGCAUCUACAGGCACAAUCAGAACUUGUAGGUACCACACAGUGAUCUAUCCAGAGCUGUUUGUAACUCAUCUGCUAACAAAAGGAUUUUAAAUUUAAUUGCACUUUGUAAUGAGAGUGAAUCUCUUCAGCACUUUUACUGUGAUUACGUAGCCUCCCUGUUUGUAACCAGCAUUUUAUAGGCAUACAUUCCUUAGGAUAAAUGACUAUGUUAUGGGUUUCAGGAUAACGUGCCUUGUUUUGUCGUUUAUUCUCUCUAUCUUAACAUAGAUUUUAAAUAACAGAUACAGAAAAGUUUUAUUUAAAUGAUAAAGUGAUGUUGUGACUGUUUUACUCAAGCUGCAAUAACGCACAAAAUGUCAAUGGAUGUUGCUAGAUACUGAGUGAAUGUUUUGGGUAUUAUCAGCAAAGUUGUUAUGCAGAAAUGGCACCUUCUCAGUUCGUUCCCUGUGUGUCUCUGUGUCUCAUCUGUGGACUUUACUGACACAAACGUGUACACAUGGGAGAGCAAGAUGGAUUUUUUUCUUCUCCCCCGAACCCUCGCUGUGGGGCUGAUCCUGUUCCCAGUAAAGUAGGUGAGAGUUUUGCCUUGACACGUCCACAGGAGCAAGCCCCAGUAGAAUGGUCAGGCUAAGGUCCAGUUGCAGAGUCUGUUUUGCUGGGAAUGAAGUAAGACAGCAGGGUGCCAGCUAGGUCUUCAGGUGGGAGCUUGUGUCACUGGCAACUAGGUAAAUUGUCAUUUUCACUUUGUAAAUAUAGCAAAUAAGAUUUCUGAUCAACAAGGGUGAAAUUCACCCCUGGACUGAGGAACAAGGCCUGCGUGCUGCUUAUGCCUGGCCUCUGUGCUGGUACUUUGCACAGAAAUUAAUUGUACCCUGAAGAAGUAAACCUGCAGCCCUCCCCCGCCCCCAAAUGCCAUUUUAGCAAUAUUAUUUUCUAGCCAUAAUCGCACUUUAAGCUUGAGUCUCUAUAUGAAGAAGCUGGUGGAAGGGGUGUGUUUGCAAACAAACUGAUGGAACUUAGUCCAACAUUUUGUGGAAUUUAGUCUACAACAUCCUUCCCCCCCCCCCAUGGUUUUGAUUUGCAUUAAAACUCGGUGUGAAUGUGUUGCUAUAGACACGUUCUUUAUAGAAUACUAGCAUCUUAUGCUGGCAUUGGUUUGUUAUAAAAAGUUGCUUGUUUUUUCUGUUUGUGGUUUCUUGGGGUGGGGGCAGUUUUAUUUUUAAUCAAAUAUGACUUGUUUGUAAAUCACACAUGGAAAAAUGUCAUGUCUGAUUUUCUGAAUGUUUUUAAAAGAGUAAAUGUGUUUUGAUGAUUUUUGUCAUUGAAUCAAUGACUUAGUUCGUGUCUCUUUACUGCUAAACACUGAUGAUUAUACCAUAAAUAAAAUGGCACAGACUGAUUUACAAGAUUGGGCUACAAUCUUCAGAAGUGCCCCUUACGUCUGAAGGGCAAGUGCUCAGCAAUUUCUGCAAUUCAGGCCCCUUUAAGGUGACUCAUGUUGGGCACCUAAAUACGUUAGUCACUUUUGAAAAUCUUGGCCUUUGUAUUUUAGUUUAUAUAGCUGUGUGUCUGUAAAGUUACCUGCUAGUCUUGCUCAUAUGAAUGCAUUCUCUUUAUAAAAUGCAUCAGAACGUCAUUAGUACAUUUCCUGUAUGGAAGGAGCAUAGUUGUAAAACCAGCAAAGUGUUUCACAUGGUUGAUUUUUUUUUUUGCAAAUAUGGGCCUGCAAAAUAGAUAUUGUAAUGUUGUUUCUGAAUAUUUGUGUUGUAAACUUUCUUGUGGAUCAGAUAAAUAAAAUGAAGUAACUUUGAA
Messenger RNA from Chelonoidis abingdonii (Abingdon island giant tortoise), 5840 nucleotides. The record is from RefSeq and is a predicted model, not a curated record. NCBI's taxonomy places the organism in Eukaryota, Metazoa, Chordata, Testudines, Testudinidae.